Messenger RNA from Argiope bruennichi, 1733 nucleotides. RefSeq lists its product as uncharacterized. The record is from RefSeq and is a predicted model, not a curated record. NCBI's taxonomy places the organism in Eukaryota, Metazoa, Arthropoda, Arachnida, Araneae, Araneidae. The coding region runs from base 110 to 1360 and encodes 416 amino acids. The transcript has 6 exons.
CUGUAUACAAACUUAAAAAUAAUGUGGGCAGACAAUCCAUAUAUAUAACAGAAUUUUCUAUCGGUUAGGUUUAUAUGUUUUUCUGAAUUAGAGAGUUUCAAGCUUAACUAUGGCUGCUCUGAGUUCAUUCUUGUUUAUAUUCUUCAGCAUAACAGCUGUGUUUGCCAAGGAACCCGAAGUCAAUUGCCCAGCACCUAGAUCUCCUGAUCAUGGUCAAACAUUCCUUUACCAGGACGGAAGUGUAGUGAAAUAUGUCUGCGAUCCUGGAUAUACCCUCAUUGGAAGGGAAAUGGUUCGAUGUUUCGAUGGACAGUGGGAAGAACCAAUACCUUUUUGUAUAGAAGUAUCUGAUUCCGGUAGCGAUAUACCAGUAAAAGUUUCGUCUGAACCUCUGAAUGUCGCCCCUGCACCCCGACCCCUCUUUGACUGGAACGGCGAGGAAGAGAACGCCACUGCGGAAGAAGGCGAUCUACCUCAAGGUGACGAGGCCCGCCUACGCAUGGUGAUUAUGCCCAGGCGCCGGGCCCGGCUGCUCUCGGCACGCGUUGCCAGGUUGCACAGCGCCUCGGAGCUGGAAGAAGAGGAAAAGAAACGAUCCGGCAAAAAAGAUGACGCAAAAUCGACCACCACCAUCCAUUUGGAAUCCCCUCCCUCCCUGGUAUACGUCCGCCGCACCGUUUCGCCUGGUAAAUCCGACAGCCAGGAAGCAACGCUGCAGGAGCAGUACCGCACAGCUUCAGUUCACAUGACAGUGGACAAUAAGGAGGAUGGCGAUAAGCUGCAGGUUGUCGCUUUACCCAGGGCUGCAGUGGCUCAGAACGAUAAGGGAGAUGAGAGCCUUCGUCACCUUUAUUGGAUGGCGCAGCAGUACUACCCGAGGUCAGCAUCCCUGGUAGAGUACCGCAGUGGUUCACCUGUCGUCAUGACUUUAAGUGAAUCCCAGAUGGCCUGGAUUAACAGCCUGCACCCAGAGUUGAGAGACCAGUACCUGAGAGAUCUCUAUGUGUUGAGAGCUGAGGAAGCAGUGGAAGGGCAGAGAGCGCUCUCUUUCCUCAGGCGCUACGAUGACGGCUACAAUUACUAUAUAAGGCAACCUUUGGCCGCCCAGGAUCUGACUGCUAUCUACGACUACUCCUGCAACCAGGCUGGAUCUCACUUCGUGACAGCCCCUAAGCUGGCCAAUGCUCACAUCGCAAGAUACGACCGACGACAGAACCCAAAUCCCCCCUACAAUCAUUACUUGACGGCGGUGUACAGGUGCAAUCCGGGUUACGUCAUGCUUGAUACCCGAUUCACCGAGCUCACUUGUAGCAGAAGAAAUUGGAUCGGAACAGAACCCAUCUGCGUCCCCAGAACUUGAUCGUCUGCAGAGGAACUGGACCAAUGGCUACGGAUAUUCAGUCACGCACAACUUUAAAUUCUUUGGUUUGUUUUCUGCAAUUGUAAAAUGCUUUUAGUGUACUUAAACGCAUACUGCAAACGGUAGAAGUAAUUGAUAUGUGUGUACAGAAAUUUAUUGUAAAUGUUAAGUUUUAUAAAUGUUUAUUAGGUUGUACAAUUAUAUAGUUUAAGUUCGACGAUUCUUUUGUUUCCACUUUGUAGAUAAGAGUUUUAUGUAUUAUAAAUUUUAUAAUGAAUGACUUUAUUUUCGUCAGCACUCAAAUGUACAAUUAUAAAAAAUGCUAGUUUUAAAUUGAAUGCUAUGCAAAACAUGUGUAUUUUUGAGCUCUUUA